CCGCCGCAGCCCGUCGCCGACCCGGCCCGCACUGCGGCCCCGCCGCCGCCACCAUGUCCCUGCACGGCAAACGGAAGGAGAUCUACAAGUACGAGGCGCCCUGGACCGUGUACGCCAUGAACUGGAGCGUGCGGCCCGACAAGCGCUUUCGCCUGGCGCUGGGCAGCUUCGUGGAGGAGUACAACAACAAGGUUCAGCUUGUUGGUUUAGAUGAAGAGAGUUCGGAGUUUAUUUGCCGAAACACUUUCGACCAUCCGUACCCCACCACAAAGCUCAUGUGGAUCCCUGACACAAAAGGUGUCUAUCCAGACCUGCUGGCGACAAGUGGUGACUAUCUCCGAGUGUGGAGGGUUGGGGAAACAGAGACCAGGCUGGAAUGUUUGCUAAACAAUAAUAAGAACUCAGAUUUCUGCGCUCCUCUGACCUCCUUUGACUGGAAUGAGGUGGAUCCUUAUCUUUUAGGUACCUCGAGCAUCGAUACAACUUGUACCAUCUGGGGGCUGGAGACAGGGCAGGUCUUGGGGCGAGUGAAUCUUGUGUCUGGUCAUGUGAAGACUCAACUGAUUGCCCACGACAAAGAGGUCUAUGAUAUCGCGUUUAGCCGCGCUGGGGGCGGCAGGGACAUGUUUGCUUCGGUGGGCGCUGAUGGCUCUGUGCGGAUGUUUGACCUCCGCCAUCUGGAACACAGCACCAUCAUUUAUGAAGACCCCCAGCAUCACCCACUGCUUCGCCUCUGCUGGAACAAGCAGGACCCUAACUACCUGGCUACCAUGGCCAUGGAUGGAAUGGAGGUAGUGAUUCUGGAUGUCCGAGUUCCCUGCACGCCUGUCGCCAGGUUAAACAACCACCGAGCCUGUGUCAAUGGCAUUGCGUGGGCCCCGCAUUCAUCGUGCCACAUCUGUACUGCAGCUGAUGACCAUCAGGCUCUCAUCUGGGACAUCCAGCAAAUGCCCCGGGCCAUCGAGGACCCUAUCCUGGCCUACACCGCUGAAGGAGAGAUCAACAACGUGCAGUGGGCAUCGACUCAGCCCGACUGGAUUGCCAUCUGCUACAACAACUGCUUGGAGAUACUCAGAGUGUAGUGUUGGUGGCGCCAUGGCCACGCGGCAGGGGCUUGUGUGUCCUGCCCCUGCCCCACCCCCAAAGUAAGAAGAAAUAUGUUUCCGGUGGCCAGUAUGUCUUUCAUUGCUUUGCACCCGCUGUUACCAGAAGCUGCUCUAGGAGUCCUGGCCAAUCACCCAUCACUGUGCUAGACUCAGUGCUGUGUGGCGCCCCUCAGCCCAGGCUGAGUUUUAAGAUACUCUUUUUUCUCUUCUCCUUUGGUCCUUCAAUUAAAAGUUUCUGUAUAUUUGUUUGUCAGCCGUUGUGUUAAUGAGCAUUCCAGGCACUGGCUGUGUUUGUGUUCAUCUGCCCCCUGUCUCUGUGUGCUGCGGAGCAGCACUCUCUGCCCUGUCCCCGCCCUGUCCGUGUCAGUGGGAACAUGCCAGUUUGCAGUUGUCUUUCCUCCUGUUAUUAAUGUCUUUAAAAAAUUUCAACUUUGUAUAUUUUUUAUCUAUCGGGCUAAUUUUUUUAUGAAAAGAACUUUACUCUUCCUGGUUUCUUCCUUUGUUUCAUAGUCCUCCCUACUAGCACCUCUUCUCCUCCCUGGUGCCCGGAGCAGCACUGGGCCCUUCAUCCCAGCAGCACUUUGCCUUCUUGAAUCACUGCCUGAGCGGAGCGCACCUGACCGGGAGUCCAAACCGCCUUGGUGCUCAGAAGUCGGCCACCUCACACCUUUUCUCAGCCUGGCUCUUCUCAAGGGCAUUCUGGGCUCCAAAAUAGACAUGUGAAGCCUCCUGUCACUCCCGGAAGUACCUCUGUCCAGCCCCACUGAGACCUGGCGGGCAUGUGCCUGAUUGGGGUGGCUAACAUGGCUUUAUAAAAGUCAUCUUGCAUAUAAAAUGACUUGAGGGGAUAGUUGCAGGAAAGCUGAGCUCAGCAUGUAUUUCCAGCCUCUAGUUGGCAUCUGCUUUGCCUUCACCUGGAAGCCCAGCCCUUCCAUUCCGUGUCUUGAAUGCUAGGCAAGGAUGAUCCUCUAAGCUGAGCGGCACUAUUUUCUUUGCUUAGUUUACUGUGACUGGUGUUACAUUGGCAACUUUGGGUCGACUGCUCUGAGGGAGAGAGGCCUGCUGGAGGGGCACUGUCUCUGAGCGGGAGCUCCUUCAGAGUGUGGGAGACUCGGCUCUCGUAAGGAACGAACUAAUAGGCUGUGAGGAUCCCAGGCCUUCAGGUAAAUAGAUAGCUUCAAAAGAAUCAGAGGCCUCAGGGACAGCCAGUUAAGAGCCCACUGACACCCCUCUUCCCGUCUCUGGCUUAGGUUCUGAGCCGUCCUGGCCUGCAGGCCACAGGGGUCUGUUUCCGUUACAUGAGUGAGUUCCAUGGAGGGGGCUUGUGUGUGAUUCUGAUGUUAAGUGAGUCCUUAGGCAGGCCGAGUUUGGGGGGACAGUUUGCUGGUUUGUUGUGCUCUGUCAAGUGCCAGAGAAAAAUUUCUGAAACCCUCCAAAUUGCAUGUGUGAGAUAAGGAGAGAUUAAGGCUGGUCGUUUGCCCACUUACGCUCUCACCUGCUCUUGAGAAACAAAACUGUUCUUCCGGGCCCUUGAAAUCUUUUGGUUGAGUCCUCCUUUUCAGAGCAGAUAUAUCUGUGUUCCCCAUAGUCACAGCUCUUUGCUUUACUACAGAGGCCUGUCCUAAAGAAAAAAGCGCUUUUUUCAGUCAGGUUAUUUCCCUUUCUACCUUAUUACUGUCUAGUUCUCAUGUUGGGUUUCUGACUUGGGGUUGACCCUCUGCAUUUACCACAGUGCUGCAGUUAGGCAUGGUGUUGUGUGGAGGCGUGGGUCAGAACCUCCUCUGCUUUUCAUUGUGUUUGAUUGUUAGUGUCCUUCUCUGCAGGGCAGUAAGUCUGAGCCAUCAGUUCCUUCCUGAGGAAAAGGGUCUGAAAUGGAGAUCAGAGUGGUAGAAAGGCUGGGCCUGCCCAGACAGGCCUUAACCACACUGAGUUCUGAGUUAGAAUUCCUCUCCUGAUCCGCCCUUCAACCUGGUGAAAGCAUUUGUCACCUGGAAUGCGAAAAACAACCUGGGCAAAGAAUUAGUCAAUAGUAAUUAGACUCUAUUUGGAUAAAGUAGCAAUUCACCCUGGAAGCUAACAACUUUUGAUGUGGGUUUUUUCCUUGUCCUGUGGACACCCAGCCCUGUCACCCUUCCUCAGACCCAGCGGUACUCCUUAUGACAUCUCCCCCCCCCCACUGGGGCUCAGGUGACACUCCUAGUCUCCCUAAGCAAAUACACCUGUGCUCACGGUUGGAGGGAUGCUGGUAUUUUGAAGCCCCGGCUCUCUUACCCUCCCCUAACACCACAGGCCAAGGAGGGCCUCCUGGCUGAGCAUGGGGUUUCUAUCCUCUCAGGAUUUAGAAUGCCUCCUAGCCAGCCAGGCCCCAGGAAGUAGAGAUCUGUUGUAGUUUCAAAAGCAACUGUCAUUUGUUCAGGUUCUCAAAUUGGCAGCUAGAAGGAAUGGGGGGGAGGCUCUGGAUCUGUUCUCCCCCUGCAAGAGAGGCACAGGGGCUGGGAAGGCCUUGAGCUCAGGCUCUACAGGCUGAGCAGCAGACCUUUGACUCACUCUGGACCCACCGAGUCAAGCUGCCUCUGUGUUCUUUAUGUGCUCUGAUGAGAGGGGGGAGCGCUGAGUCAGACAAGCCUCUGCCCCACCAUCAGAGAGCUGAUGUCCGGAUAUAAGUCCCCCCAGGCCUUUACACCAGGAAAGCAAAAACUCUCCUUACAGGAAGGAACCAGGCUGCAAGGUUAGGACUUGAAGAGGGAAGAUACUUGAUAACUGGGUGAGGAUUUCUUAUCAGAACCAGGAUGAACUUUCAGGGAACUGAUUAAAUUUGCAGGGAGGGGGGGACCACCAGGAAAUUUGAGAAUCCUACAAAGUUUUGAUGAUAGUUGGGGCUGAAAUUUUAAGAGGAGAUUUAAGAUGGGGGAGAAAAACAGUAAGGGUUUCUUUAGCCUAAACAUACUAGAAAACCGUAAAGGUCUGGGAAGCAUUUAGACUGUCGUCAUGUGGUCAUGGAGUGAGACCUAGCCUCAGCCUGUCAUUCCUUCUGGGCCAUUCAUUGGGCACUAUGGGGACAGGGAUAACUGGGGGCAGAGCUGAUUUGUGGCAGUGGAGAUUUACAGAGGGUGGGAGUGCAUGCCUGUCAGAACGCGGCUUAUUUUGGUUACAGGUUGGUACAGAGCUGAAGAAGCUAAGGUUAUAAACAGUCAUGCUGACUUUCCCCCUUUUCUCUCCUUUUCUCUUCCUCAUUACCUUACCACUGUAGAGCUUUCUCCCUCUGCUACCUGGGCCUUGAAUUCCUAGGCUGUAAGGUUCUAUAGGAGCUUCAGGGUUUACCAGAUCUGGGAGUGCCAGCUUAGUGCCAUCCCUCCCCAGCUUGAGAAUAUAGCAGCUCCCUCAAGUACCGGGCAGGGCAAGGGACACCUCUGAAGUGGAAGCCUCAGAGAUGCUCCCCUUUACUCUCAGCACUCCAGGAUGGGGAAGGAGGGUAAGACUUGGCACUUAAUUGGGUUUCCUCUGGGAGGAAAGCUGAGUUGGGCAGUCACUAUGGACCCUGCGUCAGGCUGUCCAGAAGUCUCCUCUACUGGUUGGGCCAGCUAUGAGCGCUUUGUCCACCUCUGUCACCCUCUUCUUUUCUCACGGUUGUCAUUGCUGCUAAUGGUCAAAGUCAAAUGCAUGGCCACACAGGAUGGGCCAGGUCCUCUCAGGCUACUUUCUGGAUGUUACUUUUUAAAUAUUAAAACAUGCAGGUGCCUUCCCAAAGAGGCUUGGACUGGUGUAUCAAACCAGAAACAAAUAAGCAAAUGAAAGUAUGAACUCAAGAAGAAAUGUUGGCAGUGUGUGUAACAGCUGGAGAACUAACAAGCACCCACUUUUGGGACAACGCAGUGAAUAUGAACUGGUGAUAUCUACAAUUUAAAAGGACUGUAUCUCACCUUGGCUUGACUGUGGCAUAUACAAUGUGACAUGGAACUUGCUGAGCUAAAGCUUUGACUGGCUUUAGUGGAGUAUGAAUCAUUGGCUCUGGUUCCUGUGUAUUUUAUGACUUUCCACCCCUGCUCCCCUGUCAGUGACUUUCCACCCCGCUCCCCUAAGUGUGAACUUGUAGCAUGAUUGUACAAACUUCUACGUAGAAGAUGGAGAUUUCUUGUUCACUGAAAUGCUAAGCUCUAGCCAAUCAACUUCUGUCUCCUUUAGUCUAGUGUGUCUGAACUUUCUUUCUCAUUAUAUAUUGAAACGUUUCUUCUGUACUAUAGGUUUUGUGGCUUCCCAUGGUCAGGUGGAGAGGAAGCUGCCCCUUGGAGAACUGUACUGUAACCACUUUCUUUUUGAAAUAUUAUUUUCGCAGGACUGACUGUACACAGGGCUUGUAAUAAAAUUUUAACACUGUGCUGUGAAAACACGAUGGUAACUCUCCAUUGAAGGGGACUUCAAAGGCACCUGAAAAUGGAGUGUUCUAGUUAUGACUUUAUUUCUUGUUUCCCAAGAUAUAUUAAACCUAAUUUUUACCCUUUCCUUCUG
Messenger RNA from Talpa occidentalis (Iberian mole), 5612 nucleotides. It is a transcript of the gene DCAF7, whose product is annotated as DDB1 and CUL4 associated factor 7. Gene Ontology annotation, molecular function: protein binding. NCBI's taxonomy places the organism in Eukaryota, Metazoa, Chordata, Mammalia, Eulipotyphla, Talpidae. Bases 54 to 1082 code for a protein of 342 amino acids. The record is from RefSeq and is a predicted model, not a curated record. The transcript has 7 exons. Gene Ontology annotation, cellular component: nucleus.